Molecule: messenger RNA, 1212 nt
Organism: Cyphellophora europaea CBS 101466
Lineage: Eukaryota; Fungi; Ascomycota; Eurotiomycetes; Chaetothyriales; Cyphellophoraceae
Exons: 2
Coding region: 1-1212 (403 amino acids)
Biological process (GO): amino acid catabolic process; D-galactonate catabolic process
Molecular function (GO): galactonate dehydratase activity
Source: RefSeq, a predicted model, not a curated record
AUGGCUGCGAACGGAGUUGAACAGAAACUCGCUCUGCACCACAAGGGCAGCAAUGACCCGUUACCUCGAAUCAAGACGAUCGAAUGGUUCCGCGUGAAACCACGAUGGCUAUUUGUCAAGAUCACUGACGAGUCUGGAGGCUACGGAUGGGGUGAAGCGACCCUUGAAGGCCACGACAAGGCCGUCGAGGGUGCUCUGUCGGAAAUGGCUGACCGACUUGCCGGUUACGUCGCAGAUGAUAUUGAGCAUAUUUGGCAGACAUUCUGGAGAUUGGGCUUCUACAGAGGUGGCCCAGUUUUCAUGUCUGCCCUAUCCGGUAUCGACAUUGCUCUAUGGGAUCUAAAAGCUCGUCGUCUGAAUGUGCCCAUAUAUCAGCUGCUCGGAGGUAAGGUCAGGAACAAAGUGCAGGUCUAUGCAUGGAUCGGUGGCGAUCGGCCUGCAGAUGUGGAAGUCGCUGCCAAAGCUCGCAUCGCUCAAGGUCUCCGCUGUGUCAAAAUGAAUGCCACAGAGGAUGUCUGCUGGCUAGAUUCGCCGGCCGUGCUCGAUUCGACUGUGGAACGUCUGAAGCAAGUCAAGGCACUUGGCCUAGACGCAGGGCUUGACUUCCAUGGCCGGCUGCACAAGUCAAUGGCCAAGCAGUUGGCAAGAGCGCUAGAGCCCCACAGGCCUCUGUUCAUCGAAGAACCGCUGCUGGUAGAACAUCCAGAGGCACUGAAGCAGCUGGCAGGCAUGACUACUAUCCCAAUUGCGUUCGGCGAGCGUAUCUACACCCGCUGGGACGCAAAAAGAUUUCUCGAGGACGCAUGCGUUGACGUUCUUCAGCCAGACAUUGCCCAUGCUGGUGGCAUCUCAGAAACAAAGAAGAUCGCUCAGCUUGCAGAGACAUAUGACGUGGCUAUUGCUCCUCACUGUCCGCUUGGUCCGAUCGCUCUGGCCGCGUCCAUGCAAGUUGCAAUCAGCAUCCCCAACUUUGUCAUUCAGGAGAUGUCUCUGGGCAUGCACUACAACACUGAGGCGGGCGAGGAGGAUCUCAUGACCUAUGUCAAGGACCCCAAGGUCUUUGACAUCGAAGAUGGGUACAUCAAGGUCCUCACCGGGCCAGGUCUCGGUAUAGAAGUCGACGAAGAGGCAGUUCGGCGGAUAGCUAAAGACACUGGCUACUGGCAAUGCAAGGAAUUCUACGGACCUGAUGGAUCGAUUCGAGAAUGGUAG